CCUCCUCCUUUCUGGUACGUUCCCAAUGGUACAGCCAGCAUCUUGCAGCAUAAUGCUUACAAGACGGUAAACGGGGAGUGAUUCAGCAUUGCAAUCGUAAUUUCAAGGCUAUACCGGUAUUUUUUUCUUCCAUCGCUGCAUUUUUUUCUAGUUAUCUCCAUGUUCACUUUUAUUUUUCUGUGCGUGCUAAAUCGUUAAAUGUCUCUCGUUGGAAUGUUUUGAACAGAACUGUCACCGGCCUAGGAUCGUCGUCAGCUGGCACGGAAUGGUAUUUAUGAGCAGGCAUUUCUUCUAUUACUGCGGUGAACCAGUCCUAGAUGUGAAAAUAGCCUUUUGUCAGGUGUGUGUUCCUUACAGGUAAAAUAAGGGUUUUGGUAAACAAUUGGAUGUGUCAUACAUUGGCAAGCAUUACAACAUGAGCAAAUGCAAAGUGGACAACCAGUUCUACAGUGUGGAAGUAGGAGAUUCCACCUUCACAGUUCUCAAACGUUACCAGAAUCUAAAACCCAUCGGUUCUGGAGCUCAGGGAAUCGUCUGUGCCGGGUACGAUGCAGUCCUUGACAGAAACGUGGCCAUCAAGAAGCUCAGCAGACCCUUUCAGAACCAGACCCAUGCCAAGAGGGCAUACAGGGAACUGGUGCUCAUGAAAUGUGUCAAUCACAAAAAUAUCAUCAGUUUAUUAAAUGUUUUCACACCACAGAAAUCACUAGAAGACUUUCAGGAUGUGUACCUGGUGAUGGAGCUGAUGGAUGCCAACCUAUGCCAGGUGAUUCAGAUGGAGCUAGACCAUGAGAGAAUGUCCUACCUGCUCUACCAGAUGCUGUGUGGCAUCAAACACCUGCACUCAGCAGGAAUUAUACACAGGGACCUGAAACCUAGCAAUAUAGUGGUGAAGUCUGAUUGUACGCUGAAGAUCCUGGACUUUGGCCUGGCAAGGACUGCAGGCACAAGCUUCAUGAUGACCCCGUACGUGGUGACACGGUACUACAGAGCUCCAGAGGUCAUCCUGGGCAUGGGGUACAAAGAGAACGUGGAUAUAUGGUCGGUGGGGUGCAUUAUGGGAGAAAUGGUGCGUCACAAAAUCCUGUUCCCUGGCCGUGACUAUAUCGACCAAUGGAAUAAAGUGAUUGAGCAGCUGGGCACACCCUCACCAGAGUUUAUGAAGAAGCUGCAGCCCACUGUCCGUAACUAUGUAGAGAACAGACCCAAAUACACAGGCCUCACCUUUCCCAAGCUCUUCCCCGACUGCCUCUUCCCUGCAGACUCAGAGCACAACAAACUCAAAGCUAGCCAGGCCAGAGAUCUGUUGUCUAAGAUGUUGAUUAUUGAUCCAGCCAAGCGGAUACAAGUGGACGAAGCCUUACAGCACCCCUACAUCAACGUUUGGUACGACCCAGCCGAGGUGGAGGCGGCCAGGGAUCUCGUCCAAAUAUCAAUGCCUCCUCCUGCUAUCUACGACAAACAGCUGGAUGAGAGAGAACACUCUAUCGAUGAAUGGAAAGAACUAAUCUACAAAGAGGUGAUGAACUUUGAGGAGAGGACGAAGAACGGGGUGGUGAAGGGACAACCCUCUCCCUCAGGUACUCUCAGUGCAUAACCUAGUCCCUCUCACAGGUGCAGCCGUGAACAGCAGUGGUGAGAGCCUCCCUUCCCCCUCCGUCAACGAUAUCUCCUCCAUGUCCACCGACCAGACCCUGGCCUCAGACACUGACAGCAGCCUGGAGACCUCCGCAGGACCCCUGGGGUGUUGCAGGUGACUAGCAGCCUGCCUGCGCAACCCAAUGUUCUUCAGAAGGUGAAACGCAAUGUCCAAACAACCAACCAACCCACCAAAAGAUUAUUAAAAAUAAAAAAAGUAUCAUAUUAAAAGGGAUUUAAGAAAACGUAAAGAAUAAUGAUUGUGAAUGUUAAGCUUGCAUUUUCAUUCAAAAAGAAAAAACUAUGAAAUAUGAACUUGUUACUUUACUUAUACACCCCACCCCCGCAAAAACAAUAUGGCACCAUUAAAAUAAAAUAAAAAUACUGAGACAGUCAGCUUUCUGUGAAGUGUAAAUUGACUGGCUGCUGGUAACCCAAAUUCCUUGCAGGCGCCUGUGCUUCAGUCGGGCCCUUUUCAUACAUUACUGUACAGCAAUAUACACUGCUCAAAAAAUAAAGGUAACACUAAAAUAACACAUCCUAGAUAUGAAUGAAUGACAAAUUUCUUAUUAAAUACUUUUUUCUUUACAUAGUUGAAUGUGAUGACAACAAAAUCACACAAAAAUUAUCAAUAGAAAUCUAAUUUAUCAACCCAUGGAGCUCUGAAUUUGGAGUCACACUCAAAAUUAAGGUGGAAAACCACACUACAAGCUGAUCCAACUUUGAUGUAAUGUCCUUAAAACAAGUCAAAAUGAGGCUCAGUAGUGUGUGUGGCCUCCACGUGCCUGUAUGACCUCCCUACAACGCCUGGGCAUGCUCCUGAUGAGGUGGCGGAUGGUCUCCUGAGGGAUCUCUUCCCAGACCUGGACUAAAGCAUCCUCCAACUCCUGUACAGUCUGUGGUGCAACGUGGCGUUGGUGGAUGGAGCGAGACAUGAUGUCCCAGAUGUGCUCAAUUGGAUUCAGGUCUGGGGAACGGGCGGGCCAGUCCAUAGCAUCAAUGCCUUCCUCUUGCAGGAACUGCUGACACACUCCAGCCACAUGAGGUCAAGCAUGGUCUUGCAUUAGAAGGAACCCAGGGCCAACCACACCAGCAUAUGGUCUCACAAGGGGUCUGAGGAUCUCAUCUCGGUACCUAAUGGCAGUCAGGCUACCUCUGGCGAGCACAUGGAGGGCUGUGCGGCCUCCCAAAGAAAUGCCACUUUGAGUUACAUUGCGUUGUUUAAGUGUUCCCUUUAUUAUUUUGAGCAGUGUAUAAAUCUCCAUUCACUUUCCCCUAUGUGACUGUAUUGCUAUGUUUUAAUAACCUCUAGGUUUGGUCCUUGGGUUUGUCUCUUGUGUGGGUGACAGAUUGGUGUGUUUUCAUGUGAUUAUUUCCCGCAGGUGUUAGUGCUAGUGCUCGACACUGCAUAGCACCCCCGCCCUUUGUAAAUAUGUAAUUCUGUACAGCUGUGAGACACAUACAGACAGACAGACAGACAGGCAGGCAGGCAGUACUGGAUGUUCUUCUAUAGCACACCUUGCCACAUGACAUCACCACCUUGACCCCUGACAUUUGACCCCUAACCUUUCACCUUAGUUUGACCCCUUGCCUUUUAGUCCUGCUGCAUGAUUACAAAAGCUAACACUAAUUAUAUGAUAAAUUACAACUAUAAAUACUUUUGUUUAUAAUACCAUUUAACGUAAUUGAACUUCUUUUCAACCAUAUUGGUGACGAAACCUGUGGAUGGGGAGCUUCGGUUGAUGAUGAAUAUAUAAAUAUACAUACAGUGUGUGAUCUUCUGCAGGAGCAGGGCUGAGCAGGUUUGGGUUCAAUUCAAUUCAGUCUGAAUGUCAACUGAAAUUCCAAUUCCACAUUUCUCAUUUUACCUUUAUUUAACUAGGCAAGUCAGUUAAGAACAAAUUCUUAUUUUCAAUGACGGCCUAGGAACAGUGGGUUAACUGCCUUGUUCAAGGGCAGAACGAUAGAUUUUUACCUUGUCAGCUCGGGGAUUCGAUCUUGCAACCUUUCGGUUACUAGUCCAACGCUCUAACCACUAGACUAGGAAAAUUGGAAUAAGAACUAGAAUUUACUGAAUUGAAAUGUAAAUUCACCCAAACCCUGUUGCUGAGCUGGAACCUUAAGUUCUCGUAGUUGGUUUGUGUUUUUGUGAAAUGAAAUCUCUUCUGACUGCAUCCCUGCACCACUCCACAGUCUGUGGACAGUCCCACCCACAGCCUUGCAUGUCAUUCCCAAUGUCACCUAACCACAACCAGGAAGGUCACUCACUCUGUUUCUGUGUCACUACUGUGGUGUAAAUGAGAGUAGUUCAGGAGACAGUCGCCUUAUAUGUGUAUUACUGUCGGAAGCACAGAACAGUUUGGGGGGGGGGGGUUACCUCAUAGUUUAGUUUUUAGUUUUGUUCCUCAAAUUGCAUCCAUUUUAAUUUACAUUGAAUGAGUACUACCUUAAUGCCAUAUUUUGUCAAAAGGGAAUCCGAUGAUAUAUCGACUACCUAUAAAACCAGUAAUGUUAAAUAUAAUUUUUGACUGGAAGUUUAUUGAUUAUUGAUUUAUUUAUUAUUUUCAUUGACUGAAUCAGAAUAAUGGGAAGUGCCUUGUUUGGAAUGAUGCCGUUUACAACUAUGUGUGCACUGAAAUUAAGCUAAAGAUUGAUGGACCCCAUUACUGAGAUGCUGAAUUUAGGUAUUAUUUGAAGUAGAAUCUGAAGUUGGUGUCUGUUAGGAUUGCAAUAUUUAUGGUAACUUUACCAAAAUUCUGGGUUUUUCCGUAAAUAUCAGUUGGAGGAUUCCCAGUUGGAAGAUUCCCUCACUGAUUAUUCCCUUGUCCAACCAGGAUUUUCUGGAAAACCUGGACAUUUUUUGGAAAGUUACCAGAAAUGUUGAAACCCGAGUGUCUAGCGUGUCCUGUUCAAUCUGAUUCCGCAUGAUGUCACACCCAUUGUCUGCUCAUACUGUAGAUGCACAUAGUCACCACUACUGACCGAUGCCCAUGUCCUCCCUAUUGGAACUAUACUACGACCAUUACCAUGUUAUUGUUGCAUCUUUGAAUAACUAAAUAAUGUAGAAUUUAAACCUACUUUUUAAAACACAAUGGACUUGUUAUCAGAAAGUCAUCAUCAUAUAAAUGUUCUUCUGACCUAUAUAGUUACCUAGCAACUGAGCAGAAUACCUCCUAAUUUGUAUGGUUUUGUUUUGUAUCUGUAAAUGUCUUAUUUGAUCAGUGUCCUUACAUUUCAAUAAAGGGAUGAAAUAAUCA
Messenger RNA from Oncorhynchus kisutch (coho salmon), 4895 nucleotides. RefSeq names its product mitogen-activated protein kinase 10. The record is from RefSeq and is a predicted model, not a curated record. Bases 416 to 1597 code for a protein of 393 amino acids. Gene Ontology annotation, molecular function: MAP kinase activity; ATP binding. NCBI's taxonomy places the organism in Eukaryota, Metazoa, Chordata, Actinopteri, Salmoniformes, Salmonidae. Gene Ontology annotation, biological process: protein phosphorylation. The transcript has 14 exons.